Naegleria fowleri is the source of this 2217-nucleotide messenger RNA. RefSeq lists its product as uncharacterized. Gene Ontology annotation, cellular component: 90S preribosome. The coding region runs from base 1 to 2217 and encodes 738 amino acids. NCBI's taxonomy places the organism in Eukaryota, Heterolobosea, Eutetramitea, Acrasida, Naegleriidae. Gene Ontology annotation, molecular function: RNA helicase activity; ATP binding; nucleic acid binding. Gene Ontology annotation, biological process: maturation of SSU-rRNA. The transcript has a single exon. The record is from RefSeq and is a predicted model, not a curated record.
AUGAAACAUUAUCAUCUCCACACUUCCUCUGAAGAAGACUCAUCAACAAGUUUAUUUGAAACUCUCACCAAGAGCCUCUCAUUUGAUCAUACUCAAGUUCAAAGUUUUAAACAACGAAAUGGACAAUCAUCGGAGAGCAAUCAUACGAAUGGACAUUCAGCCCGAACCAAGGCUUCUCUAACUAUCCACAAUAUGGCAGAUGAAAAGUUGUUUGAACAAUUAUUGCCAGCAUCGAGUUUGGACUUUUUCGGAAUGACAUCAUCAUCAACAAUGAGUACAUCCAAACCAAUAGGCUCUUCUUCUUCUCAGGCAUCAUCAAAGGCUUCACUUAGGGAACGAAUGAAACAAUUAAAGAAAUCAUCAUCAUCUGCUCAUUCCGAACAAGAGAAUAGCAACAAUAAUAGCAAGGAAGAUAAUGAUGGUGAAGAGGAUGAUGAUUUGACAAAUUUACCUCCUCCUCUCACAACUGCUGAGGAAAUUCGAAAAUUCAGAAAAGACAACAAAAUCAAGAUUAAAGGAAUUGUGAGCCAGAUGGAUCCCGAUUUGUUGUUGGCUCCCACUUUGACUUCCAAGAAGAAGCAACAAUCUCAGCCAUCAGAAAGCAACACAAGCUCUGAAAAUUCUGCAACCACAUCGGACCCUGUGGAGGUCUUUACCUCUCCUUACAAACCAUUUGUUUCUUUCCUCGAGUUAAAGAAUAGAUAUCCUGAUUUGGUGCGCGAUUAUUUAUAUAGGAAUAUUAAAACCAAGCUCAAAUACAAGUCACCUACACCUGUACAAAUGCAAGCCAUACCUGUGCUCAUGUCGAGAAAGGAAUGUCUUGUAGCUGCACCAACAGGUUCUGGUAAAACAGUUGCAUUUUGUUUACCCAUGUUAUGUCUUUUGGGUAAACCUAGGAAAGAAGGAUUUAGAGGAUUAAUUAUUACACCUACAAAGAUUUUGGCUGAUCAGAUAUAUCGAAAUUUGGAAGUAUUAGGAAGUGGAAAAGACUGGAAAAUUCGCCUUAAUGAUCAAUCUGCAGUAGAUAGUGAAGCAGGUGAGACACAAGGGGCUGUGAGAGACAAUCACAAAUUCCAAUCCAAGAGAAAUGAUAUUUUAAUUUCAACACCUAUGCGUUUAUUGACCAUGAUUAAGAACGGAAUUAUUGAUUUAACCAAUGUAGAAAUGCUAGUUUUUGAUGAAGCAGAUCGUUUAUUCGACUUGGGAUUUAUUGAACAAGUGGACGAAAUUUUGAGUUUUUGCACCAACCCAAAUUUAGUGAAGGCAUAUUUCAGCGCUACCAUUCCACUCAGUUUGGAACACACAUUGAAGACCCAGACAUCUCUUCUGAAACCAGACGCUGUUCAAGUGAGUAUUGGUGUCAGAAAUGCAGGACCUGACACCAUUCACCAAAAAUUGGUUUUUGUUGGCUCUGAAGAAGGCAAACUUCUGGCUCUGAAAGAAAGAAUUCGAGUGGAAGGUCUGAAACCUCCAGUGCUCAUUUUCGUACAAUCAAUUGAAAGAGCCAAACAACUCUACAAGGAAAUGCUUUACACGUUAACAAGUACAACAGGCAUGUCAUCGAGCUCAACUGAAACUGGUGCCAGUGAUCCUCUCGAUUACUGUGUGGACUACAUUCACGGAAAACGAAGUGACAAGAAAAAUCAUGAGGUGAUUCAAAAUUUCAGAACAGGAAAAACAUGGGCCUUAAUUUGUACAGACGUCAUGGCUCGUGGUUUGGACUUUAAAAACAUUUCAUGUGUCAUUAAUUAUGAUUUCCCAACCUCUGUUUCAAAUUAUAUUCACAGAAUUGGUAGAACCGGUCGAGCGGGUCAGCGUGGAGAGGCUUUAACAUUUUUCACCUAUGACGAUAUUCCUCUUUUGAAAAAUAUUGCAGACGUGUUGAAGAACUCUGGUUGUCCUGUUCCUGAUUACAUGUCAGAAAUUAAGCAAGUCUCAGAACAAAAGAUGACGAAGACGGUCAUUGAAAAUAUCAAAGCCACGAAAAUUGGACGAUCCAAAAAACAAGAGGAUGAUGUUGAAACCAACAACGGGAAAAAGCCACUCGACAAAAAAGAAAAAAGAAAAGCUCUCCAUAUGGGCCGACAAAAGAGCAAAUCACAACAACAGUCUAACAAUUCAAAGCCUCAAUCAAACAAGAAACCCCAAGAAGAAAAGAAACGAAAAAAAGUCAGCUUUGUUGAUGAGUCGGCACCAGCAACGAAGAAAAACAAAUGA